UUGGCAGCACAGCUUUUCAGUUCAAUCGAGUUGGCAGCCCAUUUAUUUUGAAGCGGGAUGCAAAAAUGAAAAUUAGGUGCCAGUUGAAUGUUUGUAUCGAAAUUCAUAAAUAACUACUUACAGAUCUAUGAUGACACCGGAAUUCGCAGAUUACCUGGAGAGAGACAAGCAAUCUGUGAUGUCAAUCGCCCCGGACGGAUGUAAAGAACACUAUUUGUGGAUAUACGAAAAGACAAGGAUAACAGCGGAGGAACUUUCGCGGCCCUUCACCCGCGAGGAAGUGGAGGAAUUGUGCCGGCGUACCAAGGUUAAGGUGCAAAUGUAUAGAAAGAACUGCGUUUUUGAAGCCAAAAAGCGAUUCGAUGCAAAGGGACGCUUCAAAGACGCCUCUCAGCGCUACAUUGACAAAAUGCUGAUAAAGGCGGUAAAGCGGAAGAUGGUGACGCCGUAUUCGGACGAGGAGGUGGCCAAGUGGAGGAGCAUUAACCGCAGUCUUCUCAAGGAGCAAAAUCUAAGGCGUCUGGAGAUAUGGCGCCAAAACAGAAAGAGCCUCUCUAGGCAGUCAAAGACUUUGAAUCACACCAACGACAACAUCUCGGAUUCGGAGCUAAUGUCCUCCCAGUCGAGUGUCUCCAUUGGCAGUAUCUCGGAUUUAGAGUCUCAUCUCGAUGACGGUGGACUCAUUGGUAUCGGAGAUACAGAAUCCGCAGCAUUGGGCAUUAGUAGUACUUAUCCACAAAUGAAGCUGGUCAAAAGAGCUGAUAUCUCGGAUUGCGGCGGCAUUCUAGAAGAGGAGGACGACGAUGACGUCAGUCAGUUGAUAAUAGAGGACAUGGGCCAGACCCAAAGCCAGGACGUAGCACAAAGCCAGAGCCAGGAGCUGGGCAUCGGGCCAAGCGAAGAGAUCCACCCUAGCCUGUUGAAUCUGGAUUGGGUCCAAGCGGGAAUAGAACUGAACUCCGAGAGCAUUUUUGACGAAAAGAAUACCCAAUCCCAGAAGAGUGACGACACCAACUACGAUGCCUUUGGAACCCAAGUGGGGGGCGCAUCUACCCAAGAUCCGCCCAUCUAGUUAAGAUCUUUAUGCUUAUUUUAUGUAGUGCUGGCGACAAUUUAGAAAUGAAUAUUUAUGUUAUUUUCGUUUAUUUUUUAAUUAAAAGUGAUGGAUAUAAAAACUUCCUUAAAAACA
Messenger RNA from Drosophila ananassae, 1189 nucleotides. RefSeq names its product telomere-binding protein cav. The transcript has a single exon. Lineage: Eukaryota; Metazoa; Arthropoda; Insecta; Diptera; Drosophilidae. The record is from RefSeq and is a predicted model, not a curated record. The coding region runs from base 128 to 1072 and encodes 314 amino acids.